UGAUUGUCUGAGACUAGAUUGGGACUAAUACCGUAUACGCAUCGUGUUAGUCACAUUGACAAGAUUAUAUGUCUUUAGCAAUCUUCAGCAAGUUUGAUUACCCGACCAAGAGAUCUGAUCGGUGUGUUGGUAUUGUAUGCGUGCAGCGUGCAGCGUGCAGCGGGCGAGGGUUGGAACUAAGCGCCUGCAGGCUCCUGUGAUGUCCCCUUACCGUAGCAGUACCUGCGUGGACCAAUGGUGAUAUUUUGUCAAGUUAGCAUCUCAUUGGUCCUCGAGAUAUUGGUCGUACGAGAAAUGUUUCAUGGGACAAGAGUGUGGGCGGCAAGAGGAAUCCUUCAGAAGAUCGGCUCGAUAUGACUUUGACAAUACUUCCUGACAUUUUUACGUCGUCCACGAACCAGGUUGAUGAUGAUGAUGGGCACAGUAGAGUGUGACAUUUGACGGACGGGCUCCGUGUUGACAUUGUACAGUAUGGUCUGGGGUCUCGACGUGGAAGCUCGUCCUCUCAAAGGUCCUCCAAAAUCAAACGGCAGGACGUUGAUGCGACAGGAUUUUCUGACGAACUGAAGAUUGGACGAGUCAGAAGCGGACCUUUGCCGUAUUUUUACCAUGGCGGUGACAUAAGAGCGAAGUUGAGGCGACUGGUCCGUGUUUGUGUCCAACUUGAGUAUGCUGCAUAGAGGAGCACAUAUCGUGGGAUCAACAAAGUAUGAAGUACUUGGAAGUAUGAAGUACUUCUUGGGAAUUGUACUGUCGAGACGCCAUACGAAUGGCUUCGUCCAUAGGGGUCUGGUGGAUAGUUGAUCGUGCCUGGAUUGGAUUGGGGUGUGUAUAGGUUGAGCAAAUUCUUUUCUCUGGUCCUCAGUCCUCUUUCAUCCCAUCCCAUCUCAUCCCAUCCCAUCCCCAUCCUCCUUCCCAUUCUAUUUUCCACCAGCAAGCCUUUUCCACUUCCUCCUGGAGUUGGCUGGUUGACUGGUUGACUUCUUCGCUUGGCCCUGAGCGCCGUCGGCUCGCUGUGCUUCUCGUCCUUUCCCAACCAAUCCUGGAUCAGACGAAGCGCCGGGAGCUUGGCCGAAUGUCCGUGGCCUGUCCAAUGUCCAAUGGCCAUAGCCUCAUUGCCCUGUCGAUAUGGUUGCCAAAGACGCCAUUACUAGGCUGUAGGUGUGGUGUUUUCGAUAUGAACAUGCCACUUCUUCCUCCUCAUUUCUGUGCUGCCUUCGCUCUGAUUUAUAUGAUUUUACAGCCUUUUUCAAAAUCGUACGAUUCUUCGAACGACUUCUCUUGCCAAUUCUGCACUCACAUCCCGAGACCCCUGAUGAGCCCCUGGUCCCUUUGCUGCCAUCCGUUCACCGUUCAAUAUUCCGACCAUUUGAGACUGGCGCGGUGCCGACGCCUGGGGACGGUCAAUGCGACGGCAGUUCUUGCGACACUCAACGUCUCAGAAGCCUCUCAGACGCCCCUCUUUCUGGCCAAGCUUUGAUGACAGUCCCUCAUCCUGGAGAAUAUCACCACUGGAUUAGGAGGCCGAAACCUUUUGCAACGUCUGGUCUUCGACACAACCGUCCAGCCCGAUCCGCGCCAUCGCCUAAUUCUGAAGUUGGGAUGACAGUUCGCUGAACACUUGCUGACUACUCGGUACUCUGUCAAUCUACUUGGAAGUAUCUUCCUUGAACCGCCAUCGCUGCCGACCGGCGACCACUCAGAAGCCCACUCCGACCACCCCCAGCGAGUUCCAUGGAACUUUUGUUAUCCGAUCUUGUACCCCACGAACUACCGCACGAGCGUCAUCUUUGAACGGGCAGGCCACAAGGGUUGACUUCCCGCCCUAAAUCAUAUAAGCCCCUUGAUCCCCUUUCGCAUCUCUUCUCUACCUAGUGUCACAGGCGGGUAGCUAAGCUUUUCGCCUUUAACCAUAUCAUCUCGCACUCCUGCUGGCUCAGUCCUCUAUUCAUUCCUUCUCCUGGUGCGGGUUCGACGUAUUAAUAAUUUAGUGAGAGGUGUAGAGAAGUCGUCGUUCGUUUAUCGAAUUCUCAUUUAGCAUCUUCGACCGAGACUCAACUGUCGGUACCGUCGCUGGUCGACUUUUUAAUAAUACUUUGGGCUUUUGGGGCGAAACAAACGACAAGAUGGGGUUCUUAUCAUAUAUGAAAACGCAAACGCGAGGGUCGAAACUGCUGUUCAACUUUUUGUUUCACGGCUUUCACUGUGGUCUUUUCGCAUUCGGAUGGUACGUCGUUUGGUGGAAGCCUUUUGGCAAUCAACACAGGAUGCUAAUGUGGUCGUAUAGGUACAAACAAGCUACGGAAAAACGACUCGCUGGUCUCAACUCCCUCACAUUUUCGGUAUGGCUGUCUCGAGGAGCAGGAUUGGUUUUGUCGGUGGACGGUGCAAUGAUUCUAUUACCGAUGUGCCGGAAUCUCUUGAAAUGGAUCAGACCGAAGAUAAAGUUCAUUCCAUUGGAUGAGUCGCAAUUCUUUCAUCGACAAAUCGCAUAUUCAUUGGCCUUUUGGUCCGCCGUCCACACUCUUGCUCAUUAUGUCAAGUAGGUCAAUGCUACGACUACUUGCAAAUCCCCCUCUGACAUGAAAUAGUUUCUUUAAUGUUGAGAAGACCCAAAUUCGUCCUCAAACCGCCAUUCAGAUUCAUUAUGGAGAUGCCGGUGGAAUUACUGGACAUAUCAUGUUAUUGAUUAUGAUGCUCAUGUACACCUCGGCGCACGCUAAAAUCCGACAACAAUCUUUUGAAACUUUCUGGUAUACCCACCACCUUUUCAUUCCUUUCAUGCUUGGACUUUACACUCACGCAACUGGGUGUUUCGUCCGUGACACUCCCCUUCCCUUCUCACCUAUCGGAGACCACGAGAACUUCUGGACUCACUGCAUUGGUUACGAAGGUUGGCGAUGGGAGUUAUGGGGUGGUGGAUUGUACUUUUGUGAGAGAAUUUACCGUGAAAUCCGUGCUAGAAGAGAAACCAAGAUUGUUCGUGUCGUUCGUCAUCCAUACGGUAAGCUCUCCCUAUUUUGUUUUAUGUGCAAUACAUACUAAUAUCACAACAGAUGCCAUGGAAAUCCAGUUCAAGAAACCAUCAAUGAAGUACAAGGCAGGACAAUGGUUGUUCCUCAACGUUCCUUCCGUCUCUUAUCAACAAUGGCAUCCAUUUACCAUCACCUCUUGCCCAUUCGAUGAAUAUAUUUCCGUUCACGUUCGACAAGUUGGUGAUUUUACUCGCGCUCUCGGAAAUGCUCUCGGAGCCGGUCCAGCACAAGCCAAGCUCUAUGAGGGAGGUGAUCCAAAUCAAAUGUACGAAGUCGCUCUCCAGAAUGGACAAGAAAUGCCCACUCUACGAAUCGAUGGACCAUACGGAGCACCAGCCGAAGAUGUUUUCGAUAACGAAAUCGCCGUCCUAAUUGGUACCGGUAUCGGUGUCACCCCUUGGGCCGCCAUCCUCAAGAACAUCUGGCACAUGCGCAACGGACCUAAUCCACCAACCCGUCUUCGUCGUGUCGAAUUCAUCUGGGUCUGCAAAGACACCACUUCCUUCGAAUGGUUCCAAGUCCUCCUCUCCUCCCUCGAAUCCCAAAGUCAAGAAGCCGCCAACCGCCCAGGCAUGGCCGGCACCGAAUUCUUGAAGAUCCACACCUACCUGACGCAAAAACUCGACAGCAACACCGUGAACAACAUCAUCCUAAACAGUGUCGGUUCCGCCGUCGACCCGCUGACCGAACUCAAAUCACGAACCAACUUCGGCCGUCCAGAUUUCGGCCGCAUUCUCGAGACGAUGCGGGAGGGGAUCUUGGAUCGAACUUACUUGAACGGUCUGGAGGGCAGCGUGCGAACGAAUGUUGGUGUCUACUUUUGUGGACCUAACGUCGCGGCCAGGGAGAUUAAGAAGGCGUGUAAGAAGGCCUCUGUGCCGGAAGUCAAUUUCUCGUUCUGGAAGGAGCAUUUCUAG
Molecule: messenger RNA, 3952 nt
Organism: Hymenoscyphus albidus
Lineage: Eukaryota; Fungi; Ascomycota; Leotiomycetes; Helotiales; Helotiaceae
Source: the annotation of a GenBank genome assembly